Molecule: messenger RNA, 1029 nt
Organism: Eptesicus fuscus (big brown bat)
Lineage: Eukaryota; Metazoa; Chordata; Mammalia; Chiroptera; Vespertilionidae
Product: E3 ubiquitin-protein ligase RNF113A-like
Exons: 1
Coding region: 1-1029 (342 amino acids)
Biological process (GO): snoRNA splicing
Cellular component (GO): U2-type spliceosomal complex
Molecular function (GO): metal ion binding
Source: RefSeq, a predicted model, not a curated record
AUGGCGGAGCGGAGUUCUCCCGCGGAGGCCGUCGGCCAGGUGUGCGCCUUCCUGUUCAGGAAGCCGGGGCGGAGGGGGCCCGCGGGCCGCAGGCAGCGCGGGGCGGGGGACCCCGAGCCCGGGGACAGCGGCGACGAAGGCAGCUGCGUGGUCCGCCCGGAGGGGAAGCGGGCCGCCCGCGGGCACAUGGUCCAGAAGACGCGCGGCGGGCCCCGGAGGGCGGCGGACUGCGCCUGGGGUCGCGAGGAGGAGGAGGCGGAGGAGAGCGGGGCGCCCCGCGUGGUCUACAAGUCCACCCGCUCCGCGAAGCCCGUGGGGCCCGAGGACAUGGGGGCGACCGCCGUGUCCGAGCCCGACCCCGAGAAGGAGCGGGCCGCCCGGGCCGCCUGUGCGCGCGGCCGGGAGCCGCGGGAGGAACCGAGGGGCGAGGAGGGCGGCCCGGUGUACCGGGGCCUCCGGGGCUACCAGCCGCGCCUGCGGCCCAAGGACGCGUGCGUGGGCACCGCCUCGCUGGGCCUGGUGCGCAAGGGCCCCCUCCGCGCGCCCGAGCACCUGCGCGCCACGGUGCGCUGGGACUACCAGCCCGACCUGUGCAAGGACUACAAGGAGACGGGCUUCUGCGGCUUCGGCGACAGCUGCAAGUUCCUGCACGACCGCUCCGACCACAAGCACGGCUGGCAGAUCGCGCGGGAGCUGGACGAGGGCCGCUACGGCGCCGCCGAGGGCGAGAGCUACGAGGUGGGCGGCGAGGCCCCGGAGGUGCCCUUCAGCUGCCUCAUCUGCCGCCAGCCCUUCCGGAGCCCCGUGGUCACCCGGUGCCGCCAUUACUUCUGCGAGCCCUGCGCGCUGCAGCGCUUCCGCACCACCCCGCGCUGCUACGUCUGCGACCAGCAGACCCACGGGGUCUUCAACCCGGCCAAGGAGCUGCUGGCCAAACUGCAGAAGCGCCCGGCGGCGGCGGAAGAGGACGGGGAAGCGACCGAGGGACAGGCCGGUGGGGGAGGCGGGUCCCGCAGAGAUGGCUUGUGA